This is a messenger RNA of Diceros bicornis minor, 381 nucleotides long. RefSeq names its product structure-specific endonuclease subunit SLX1-like. Gene Ontology annotation, cellular component: Slx1-Slx4 complex. Gene Ontology annotation, biological process: double-strand break repair via homologous recombination. The record is from RefSeq and is a predicted model, not a curated record. Gene Ontology annotation, molecular function: crossover junction DNA endonuclease activity; 5'-flap endonuclease activity. The coding region runs from base 1 to 288 and encodes 95 amino acids. The transcript has 4 exons. NCBI's taxonomy places the organism in Eukaryota, Metazoa, Chordata, Mammalia, Perissodactyla, Rhinocerotidae.
AUGGGCCUGACUUCUGUUGAGCUCUCAGUGAAUGUAAGGAAGGAUGAAGAGGACCCUCUGUGUUGCCCCCACCCUGGCUGCCCGCUAAGGGCCCAUGUGAUCUGCCUUGCAGAGGAGUUCCUGCAGGAGGAGCCAGGGCAGCUUCUGCCCCUAGAGGGCCAAUGCCCUGGCUGUAAGAACUCACUGCUGUGGGGAGAUCUGAUCUGGCUGUGCCAGAUGGGCACCGAGGAGGAAGAAGAGGACUUGGAAUUAGAAGAGGACCACUGGACAGACAUGCUGGAGACCUGAUCCUCAGCAUCGCCAAAGCUCCACCCACUCCUCCUCUGUGCCACCCCCUGCGGUUCUGGGCCGUUUUUACUUGAGUACAAUAAAAAGUCUGAG